CUAAUUUGCUACCAGCAAUAUAAUUUAAUGCGUAUCAUUUUUAGAGGUUUUUAUACCGCUCUAGUUGACUCUGGAUAUGCAAGUGAAGGAGAAAUUAUUUGAACAGCCACAUUGAAAAGUAGAUACGGUUGAACAUACACACGUGUAAUAGACAAGUCCCCACAUGGCGUCUAACACCUUCUGUGGACCUUGCAGCAGAAAGGAGGCUUCGUCUACUGCAUUGUCCUGGUGUAGCGAUUGUGAAGAACCGUUAUGCAAAGAAUGUGUUGAUGCUCAUCGGGUUAUAAAGGUGUCGUCUGCGCAUCACGUGGUUGACUUGGAACAUGCGUUGUCUGUUCCUGGAGCUAUAACUACCUCUCAGCAAUAUUGCGAUAAUCAUACAGAUCUCUUUCUUGAUUUGUUUUGUACGUAUCACGAUGCUUUAUGUUGCCGAGCAUGUAUGACAGAAUACCAUAGAAACUGUGAAACAAUAUUACCCAUUGAUAUUGCGUCGAAAGACAUCAAAGAUUCGACGCUGCUGUCUGACUUAAGCGAAGAGUUGGAUAAUAUUAUCGCUUCGUCUAGACAGAUUGCAGACGUUCGCAAGAAACAUAGCGAUGGUAUUUUAGAACAAGAAAACACACUCAAGCAAACAAUCAGGAAAGCCAAGGAUAAUGUGAUCGCAUAUGUAGAGAAGUUAGAACGUUCACUGUUGAACGACCUGAAAGAAAGGAAGGAUGCGCAGCAGGCAGAACUACAAGCUGAAAAGGAAUCUAUGUUGAAUAUGGAGAAAGAAGCAGAAGAACUUCAACGGCAGAUUUCUUAUACGACAACUAAUGGCUCUAAAAAGCAGGUUUUCUUACUACUUCAUAAAGUAAAGACUGGCAUUGCAAACAUGGAUCAACGGAUAGAAAAGACAAUACGAACAAUGCACAAACCAAUAUUACAGUUCAAAGAAUCUAAUAGUGGCUUUACCUUAAGGGAACAAUUGGGAAAUAUACAAUUAAGAAACGAUACGUGUUCAAUCACAUAUAAUUCACCAAAACUCAGAUUUGCACAAGUCUUGCCAGAUCCAAGUAACACUUUUAGCACCUUAGAAUUCGAAAACAAAUUCGAUGUUGAUACUAGUCCUCAAAUGCAAAUAACCGGUAUGACAGCAACAACGGGUGGGAAAUUGCUAUUGUGCAAUUACAGAAAUAAUAGCAUUUUAGAGUAUGACUUGAGUGGGACAUUCAGUUCAAGUUGCCCAUUAUUCGGUGCUCCUUGGGACAUUACCAUAGUUCCAGAUGAAAAAGCACAUGCCGUCACUACUAUGCCGAAGAGUAGUUCUAUUCGUUUUAUUAACACCGAAAAUCUGAAACCUGGAAAAGCUGUUGAGCUACCGGGAGUCUGUUACGGAAUAGUGACAUCUAAAGACAAGAUUUUGGUCGGUGGCAUGAAUGAGUUUUAUAUUUUGACAACAGAGGGUACUCAUUUAAGCACCGUAAAAGUUAAGAAACCAACAAGAAUGUGGUACAUGAAUGUAGUGAACGACAAUCUAAUUUACUCAGAUCAGAACAAAGUAUUCUGUGUUAAUCUUGAGGGACAGGAAAUAUUUGUUUAUAGUUCACCCGGUCUUUCUAGACCAAUGGCAAUUGCCAUGGACCAUAAGGGUAACGUAUAUAUACCCGGAUGUAACUCCAACAAUAUUCAUCGCAUAAGUGCAAGCGGUUCGUACGUGGAUACUGUUCUUGGAAAAAUAGAUAAAAUUUCGCAUCCUUGGGCCAUGUGCUUUGACCACAACUCAGGAAAACUAGUGUUUGCUAACGACGACGGCAAAACAAUUUGUGUCUUUAAGUGCAAAUAAAACAUACUUUUAAUGGAUACUGUUCCUUAAUAUGAAAUGCAUUUAUGACUUAUGAAGUCAAAAAAAAACUAUAAAAGUUUUAUUGUUUUGCA
Molecule: messenger RNA, 1917 nt
Organism: Mytilus californianus (California mussel)
Lineage: Eukaryota; Metazoa; Mollusca; Bivalvia; Mytilida; Mytilidae
Exons: 3
Coding region: 164-1825 (553 amino acids)
Molecular function (GO): zinc ion binding
Source: RefSeq, a predicted model, not a curated record